AUGGGGACCAGUGACACCUUUCACUACCGCAUCGGUAUCGAUGUCGGCGGGACGAACACCGAUGCUGUGAUUUUGGACACUUCGAUCAAGGACCCCAUCAGGUCAGUGAUAGCGACACACAAAGCGCCAACGACAGCGGACGUGACUUCUGGGAUCGAGCAAGCUGUCGCACAAGUACUUGCAGCCUCCAAGAUCAAUCGCAGCCUUGUUAGCUGCGUCGCAGUUGGUACUACACACUUCAUUAACGCCGUGGCUGAGCGGGACGCCAGGAAAUUGGACAGAGUCGCCAUACUUCGGCUUUCCAAAAGCUUUACCAGAGAGAUUCCGCCUUUCGUGGACUUCCCUUCAGAGCUUCGGGGCAUCGUCGAGGGCUUCUUCGACUACGCGGACGGGGGCCUACGCAUUGAUGGGGUCCCAGAAGCGCUAGUGGAUGAAGCUGCUGUAGGGGCCUUCUGCGACCGAGUCAGCGCUAACAAGAUUAAGGCCAUAGCGAUUGUCGGUAUCUUCUCCCCUCUCCGAACCAACCAAGAAUACCGGGUCUAUGACCUGAUACACCGUCGACUGCCGCACGUUGCCGUAGUGUGCUCAUCUGACAUCGCAAACCUGGGUCUUUUGGAGCGAGAAAAUGCGUCAAUCCUCAAUGCGGCAGUCUAUCACUUCGCGAAACAUACGAUUCGUCGUUGUCAGUACGCGAACCUCAAGCUCGGCCUGGCGUGCCCACUGUAUCUCACUCAGAACGAUGGGACUAUGGUAGAGGCCUCUUCAGCGCAACCGAUCCGCACUUUCGCCUCGGGAGCGACGAAUUCCAUCCGCGGCGCUGCAUAUCUGAGCGGUAUCGGACAGCUCCCUACCGCCAGCGAGCACAGCAAAGCUCCUGUUAUAGUUUGUGACAUCGGAGGCACAACGAGUGACGUCUGUAUACUACUGCCAUCGGGAUAUCCCCGCCAAGGGGUGAUCGGCUCUCGGGUUGGAGGCGUCAAGGUCAACUACGCGAUACCACAUGUAAUUUCCCUACCGCUUGGAGGUGGAUCCAUGGUCCGCAAGCAGGGAGAUGGAACAGUCACGGUAGGGCGAGACUCUGUAGGAUACAGCAUCCGCGAGAAGGCAUUCAUCUUUGGCGGAGACUCGCUCACAGCCAUGGACGUGGCUAUCGCUGCCGGAGCGCCCAAUAUUCGUGGUGGUGACGUAUCAAGAUUGCAACAGAUUCCUCAGUCUACAAUUUUUCAGGCCCAGCAAGCCAUGCGCAAAUCACUCGAAGCAGUCGUUGAGUCCGUGAAGACUUCUCCAGGAGACCUGCAGAUGCUCAUUGUCGGCGGAGGGUCUCUUCUCGCGCCAGCAGAGCUCUCAGGGGUCUCUCAGAUCAUCAGACCUGACUUUCACGACGUGGCCAACGCCAUUGGUGCCGCAACCGCCAAGAUCAGCGUGACUCUGGAUACGAUUGAGACUGCAUCCGCUGAAGGAGUAGCUGCGUGCUUGCAGAAGGUCAAGCAGCUUUCGUUAGAGAAGUUGCGAAGUAAAGGAGUGCUACCAGGCACUGAGGAGAUCGUUGAGGUGCUGACACUGCCACUACAGUACGUCGCCAACACGGUCCGCGUGGUCGUGAAAGCCGUUGGUGACUUUGUGCCGAGCUCCAUAUCAGCGCCUAAUGGCGAUGAUGCACCAGCUGGACUUGAAUCGAUGUAUGACGAAAUGCAGGCCAAGGCAAGUCGCAAAUUCACUUGUCCCUACGUUCCAGAGGCCGCGAGAGGUCGAAUCGGAGACUACAGACCUCAGAUACAUUUGAAUCCUCAGACACAAACUCAAGAGUGGUUGGUCUCCGAGCUCGACCUGGAAUGGCUCGCAGACGGAUGCUAUGUGCUCGGCUGCGGCGGCGGCGGCUCUCCUUACCCGGAACUGCUCAAGCUCAAAGAUCAUCUCAACAAGGGUCAUCGAAUCCGCAUUAUCGAUCCAGACGAUUUGGCGGACAAGGUCAACGUAAUCUGGGCCGCCAAUGUUGGCUCGCCGCCUGUUGUUGCGGAGCGACUGAGUGCAAAUGAGACAUCCCACGCGAUUCGAGAGAUCCUUCGCCACCAAGGCCUGGAAUCCUUCGAUGCCAUCAUGGCUGGAGAAGUGGGUGGGUCGAAUGGCAUGGUGGCGCUAACGCAAGGCUCCAGCAGAGCAUUCGAUCGUCCUGUGGUAGACGCCGACUGGAUAGGUCGCGCAUUUCCGUACCUUUGGCAGACAACUCUUUCCGUCCAUGCUCCCUCCGCCUUGCUUCCCUGCUCGAUCGCUUCUGGCGAUGGCUGCGCACUUGUCCUAACUCAAUGUGCUACCAACGAUCAACUGGACGGUGCUAUACGGGCGCUCUGCGUCGAGAUGGGGUAUUUUGCCGGCUUUGCUGCAAAACCUGUUCCCGGUGAAUUAGUGCAGCGACUGGGCGUGAAACGCACACUUUCGCAGGCAUGGCGUAUUGGACGGUGCAUCGCCACGGCUCAAGAGAACAUGACAACGGAUACAGUAGUUGAGCAGAUCGUAAUGGAGCUGGGAGGGGAUCAAGUCGCCCGAAUUCUCUUCCGAGGCAAGAUCGUAGCUAUCGACAGUCGGCUUCGCGGUAGACAUUCUUUUGGAGAGGUUGUGAUUGAGCACGUUGGAACCGAAGCCAUGUCCUCAAAGUCCACAUACCCGUUGGCAGUGGGCGGCAAGAUUCGCAUACCGUUCCAAAACGAAAACCUCCUGGUUGAGCAUGAGAAACCUCUGUCGUCGUCUUUGGAGUUGCUGGCCUCGGUUCCCGAUCUCAUCAGCGUGCUUGACACACUAACGGGAAAGGCGCUCGGAAUUGGGGAAUAUCAAUAUUGCCUCCAUGUAACGGUUCUGGGGGCUGCGUGCUCGCCACUUUGGAGUGGCAGCGAAGCUGGACUGCAAGCAACAUCGCCACAAGCGUUUGGACUCGAGGGGGUGAAAUAUACGCCACUCGGAUCCUACCGAGAGUGUCAGAGCGUUAUUGGGAGUUCACGGCAAAGUCAUGACUCGAAUUUGCACGACACCAUGCAGUAG
This is a messenger RNA of Zasmidium cellare ATCC 36951, 3033 nucleotides long. RefSeq lists its product as uncharacterized. Gene Ontology annotation, molecular function: 5-oxoprolinase (ATP-hydrolyzing) activity. Gene Ontology annotation, cellular component: cytosol. The coding region runs from base 1 to 3033 and encodes 1010 amino acids. NCBI's taxonomy places the organism in Eukaryota, Fungi, Ascomycota, Dothideomycetes, Mycosphaerellales, Mycosphaerellaceae. The transcript has 4 exons. Gene Ontology annotation, biological process: glutathione metabolic process. The record is from RefSeq and is a predicted model, not a curated record.